AGUACGGGACGAUACUCCCGUUAGUUACGUCGAAGCCAAAAAACUACCGAUAACACCAAGUCUUUACUUAUGUUCUGUCAUCGGAAAUUGCUAUUUUUUCUGUACCAGAGUUGAGACAGAAGUGUGUGUUGUGUGUAUGUUAUAUGUAAUAUGAAAAGAAGAAUGUGUCGAUCUACAUACGAUGUGACCGACACGGCGACACUGCCUAUGAGUUUACACGUAUAUAGCGAGAGAGUCAUCCUAUACAUAUGUUAUGUAUAAGCACCUACAUCAAGUAGUCAAGUGACAUCAACUUCUUUUAAUUUGUCAAGGAAACAAUUUUUUCCUGGGGAAACUAUUUAACGUGAUUAUAUCUUUGUCGGCAUGGAAACUCAUAUAAAUAAUUGUAUCUUUUGCGAUAUCAUAAAUAACAGAACACCAAGCGAGAAGAUAUACGAGGAUGAUUAUGUGACGUGUAUUAAAGAUAUUAAUCCAGCUUCGACCCAUCAUUAUUUAAUACUGCCAAAUAAACAUAUACGCAAUGCAAAAGAACUUCAACCAGAAGAUGCUUCACUUUAUGACAGAAUCCUUUCUACAGUGGAUAUAAUAGCAGAAAAACAAGGUUUGGACCUUGCAGUUACACGUACUGGUUUUCAUUGGCCACCAUUUAAUACAAUACAUCAUUUGCAUUUACACGUUAUUUCCCCUAUAUGCAAUAUAGGCUUAUUUAAAAGAUUUAUGUUCAAACCCAACUCGUAUUGGUUUGUAAACACGGAGUAUGUGAAGUCUUAUUUUAAAGACAAAAAUAAUCCUAGUACAUCAAGCUAAAAUAAGCUUAAAGGCAAGAUCAAUAGCUGUGAUAUAUUUUUUUGGAGUUUUAUAUGAUUAUGACAUUUUAACAAUUAAAUUCACUACAGACAUUACCUUAUGUGUUGUACAUUGUAAAUGUAUAAACAUGGUUUAUAUAUGUAAAUUAUUUCCAUUGUUGUUAAAUGUAAGGAAAAAUAACUAAAGGAAAUUUAAGUGGA
Messenger RNA from Bombus pyrosoma, 1007 nucleotides. RefSeq names its product histidine triad nucleotide-binding protein 3-like. The coding region runs from base 364 to 807 and encodes 147 amino acids. Gene Ontology annotation, molecular function: catalytic activity. The record is from RefSeq and is a predicted model, not a curated record. NCBI's taxonomy places the organism in Eukaryota, Metazoa, Arthropoda, Insecta, Hymenoptera, Apidae. The transcript is spliced from 4 exons.